Messenger RNA from Micropterus dolomieu (smallmouth bass), 10291 nucleotides. It is a transcript of the gene nbeal1, whose product is annotated as neurobeachin-like 1. Gene Ontology annotation, molecular function: protein kinase binding. Gene Ontology annotation, biological process: intracellular protein localization. Gene Ontology annotation, cellular component: cytosol; membrane. NCBI's taxonomy places the organism in Eukaryota, Metazoa, Chordata, Actinopteri, Centrarchiformes, Centrarchidae. The coding region runs from base 427 to 8754 and encodes 2775 amino acids. The record is from RefSeq and is a predicted model, not a curated record. The transcript has 54 exons.
CCGGGGCAGGCUGGGAAGGACGAGUCGUUUCUUUCACACGAGGAGGAGGAGAAAGGGAGGCAAAAAAAAAUAGAAAUAGGCUUUUUUGACAGCUAGCUUUUAGCUAGCUUGGUCCAGCGCAAACACUGCUGGGAAUACCCUCUGGUCCUCCGAGAAGAGACGAAGAAGUGGCAGCACAGGCCCGGCUGCACCAAGUGCUCUCUGGGACUAGACAGCUCUCCUCUGUCAUGGAGUAAUCUUUUGGAAACCAUCGUCCAUUGCAUCUUUUGAAGGAGUGCUACGCCUCGCUAGAGUCGGACCCAGUCACGAUGUUGAGCGUUGAAGGCCAGCUGCAGAGGUUUAGCUCAUGACUGAAAACCAUGAAGCAGCCAGGGAAGUGAUCUCGGUGCACGCUACACCCUAAAGGGUGCCCCCCUCUCUGGCACCAUGGCAUCCAAGGAGAGACUGUACGAGGUCUGGAUGCUCUACUGCACUAAGAGGGAUCCAGACUACUUGAAGCUAUGGCUGGAGAUUUUCAUCAGCUCCUAUGAGCGAUGCCUGGAUGUGGACUUUGAAAAGCCACCUUCAAGGCCAGAGGAGGUUCCCCCGGUGUUGACGCUCCUCCCAGACAACAUCCUGCAGGUCUUGCGCCACCAGCUGCUGCAGUGCGUCCAAAAAGCUUCUGAUGGCCUUGAGCCUGAGCAGCAAAACCUGGCUCUGCUGCUGCUCAAGUUCCUUAUCAUCAUCUGCAGGAACCUGUCCAACGCAGAAGAGAUUGGCACUUGCUCUUACGUCAAUCACAUCAUCAACAUGACAACACUCUAUAUUCAGCAGCUGAAGAGCAAGACCAAAGAGAAGGAGAUGGUGGACCAGAGCCAGGCGGAGGAGUUCGUCCGUCAUGCGCUAGCAUUCUGCGAGAGCCUCUAUGACCCGUACCGCAACUGGAGGCAUCGAACGUGCGGGGAGCAGCUGGGUACAGUGGAGAGGAGCAGACAGAAGUACAAGGCAGCCCCGCUCACUGUUGAGUUUGUUCCUUUCUUUUACCAGUGCUUCCAGGAGAGCGAGCACCUGAAGGAGAGUCUGAAAUGCUGCCUGCUGCACCUGUUUGGAGCUAUAGUAGCUGGUGAUCAGAGGAAUGCUCUGUUUGCCAUCUCUCCAGCCACAAUGGAGGUGUUGAUGCGGGUGCUGGCUGACUGCUCCUUGGGUAGCUGCUCUUCAGAUGAGGGCGAGGACUGGGACAGUGAGGCACCCGACCGGAAGGCGCUGCUGACUCUGGGCUGCCUGCGGGAGGUGGUGCAGCGCCUCCUGGCCUCAAGCUCUGACCAGCGGCAAGUGGAAAUCGCCUCGGUGUUGGAAAACUACUUCAAGCUGCUCAACUCUGACCCGGCGGCUGUCGUUGCUGCCCAACAGCAGGCCAAGGGCCGAGUGCCAACACUGGGCCGACACUGGGAGAGCCGAUUUGUGGCGCUGCAAGUAAACAUGCUAGACACUAUCAGGGACAUGUUCCUGUGUUCAGACAGGCCAGUUCUACAAGCAAUCUUCCUCAAUAGCAACUGUUUUGAGCACCUAACACGACUGCUGCAGAACAGCAAGCUGGUUAAUGCUAGGUGCACGGCGGCAGACAAGGACCAGAAAGAUAUAACCAACAACAGGUUACUGACAGGAGAGAGGGACACUCAGGUGUUUCAAGGGCGACUAGAUUCCCUCGCUGUAGCAACCAUCAAAGCCCUGACAACAGUGAUGCACAAAUCACCAGCUGCAAAGGAGGUGUUCAAGGAGAGGAUUGGUUACAAUCACCUGUAUGAAGUGCUCACCUCACUCGGCCAGCCGUCACGAAACCUUCUCAAAGAGCUGAUGAACAUGGCGGUGGAGGGGGAGCACACCUCAGUGGGGCUCCUCGGCAUCAGUAACGUGGAGCCCUUGCUGCUGCUGGUCCAGUGGCUUCCAGAGCUGGACUCUUCGGAACGGCAGCUUUUUACGGCCGACUGGCUCCGCCGCCUCAGCUGCCUCAACCGCCAGACCCGCGCCACCUGCGUCAAUGCAGCCAUGGUCAUGCGAGCGCUGGCUGCCCUGGAGGACCACCAACGGCUACACCGAGCUUGUGCUGAGAGCCUAUUGGGGCUGUUGGGCUCACUGGGCUCACAGUCCUUGAGCGCCAGGGAACUCUUGGGACUCCUGCGCCUCCUCAGGCCUCCAGAGUCCACUCAAGCACACCCUUAUGUAGGUCCUGCCCUGAGAGCCCUCCUGACCAUGGUACGGAAGCAGGGCCUGGAAAGUGCCAUGCAGUACUUUGACCUGUCCCCCAGCAUGGCUGGCAUUGUAGUUCCGACAGUGCAGCGCUGGUCAGGCUCUGCCUUCAGCUUUCUCGCCUGGUUGUCACUAGAUCAGGACCAGCUGGGCCCACCCAGCAAGGACAAGAGGAAGCAGCUCUACAGCUUUUUUACCCCAGGAGGUACGGGGUUUGAGGCCUUCAUCAGCUCAGCUGGUGUGCUGGUGGUGGCUGUAUGCACGAAGAAGGAGUAUGUCACAGUCAUGCUGCCCGACUACUGCUUCUGUGACUCUCUGUGGCACAGCAUCGGUGUGGUGCAUGUACCAGGAAAGAGGCCAUUUGGACAGAGUCUCGUGUACAUCUAUGUGGAUGGACAGCAGAAGCUGUCUGCACCCCUUAAGUAUCCCACCAUGACAGAGCCAUUCAUCUCUUGUUGCAUCGGCUCAGCUGGCCACCGGACCACCACUCCCCCGCCCUCUCAGAUUCCAGAUCCUCCCUUCUCCUCCGCCACCACACCCACCACUCGCUCCUCGCUGGGCGGCAUCCUGUCGCCGCAGACCUGGGGGGGGCUGCUGGGUGGGAAGUCUGAGUCUGUGACUAAGCUCAUCUCUGCAGGGACCCAGGACAGCGAGUGGGGAAGCCCCACCUCCUUGCAGGGCCAGCUGGGGAGCGUCAUGGUCUUCCAUGAACCCCUGCAGCCCAACCACAUAAAAGCCAUCUUUAGUGCUGGUCCAAACUGCAUCUCUCCAUUCAAAGCCCAGGAAUCAGAACUCGGCGAUCUCUCAACCAAAUUGCUGCUGCACUACUCACCCAAGGCGUGUAGGAACCCCAUCUGUCUAGAUCUGUCUCCAAACAUGCUGCAUGGACGCCUGACUGGAAAUAAAGUUGUCAACUGGGAUAUCAAGGAUAUGAUCAACUGUGUGGGUGGCGUGUCAGUGCUCUUCCCUAUACUGGAGCAGUUGGCCCUGGUGACCCCUGAUCAGCAGGCAAGUGAUCCUGAAGCAGGGUCGGAUUUCAUUACCCCUGAUGUGACCACGCCGGCCGAUGGAGAUUGGGUCAUUCUCCCAUCCAACAGGGCUUCAGAGGCACGCCUGGAGAAGAAUCUGGUGGCCACCUUCCUGCUGGUGCUGAAGCAUUUCCUGCAGAGACACCCGAUCAACCAGGAGAACCUGCUCCACUCGCAUGGCGUCGGUACACUGGGAGCCCUGUUGCAGAAGCUGCCAGCAGGUCACGUGGAUGUCAGUGUGCUGGUUGCUACGCAGCUGCUGAUAGAGCAGGUGACAUAUGAGAAGAACCAGGCUCUGCUGCAGCAGCUUCACACACAUCUGCUGUUCAACUUCAACAUCUGGAACAAAGGAGACUUCCCUCUGCGCAUAGGUCAUAUCCAGUACAUGUCAACUGUCAUAAAAGAUAACCGGAAGCAGUUCAGAAAAAAAUAUGGAGUUCAAUUCCUCUUGGACACUAUACGCCUUUAUUACGGGAAGAACAGCAACAAAGAGAGCGACCUGAGUGAGGACGAUAUUCGUACCAUCCGGGCGUCUCUCUACGGCCUCGUUAAGUACUACAUUAGCAAGGGAAUGUCACAGGACGAGAUGCACAGCAUCCUGGGAUACAUUGCUGCCAUUGGAGACGAGGACCAGUUGUGUGGACUUCUGGAGUUGAUACUCGGCCUUCUUCAGAGCAGUCCGGCCAGGGACCAGCUUUUCCUGCUCCUCUUUGAGCCUGGGGCGGCCGACUCCUGCUACGCUCUCAUGCUCAAUAACAAGCACUCAGAUCGACUACGAGAGCUUGUGUUCAAGUUGUUUGAGCGCAUGUUGCGCUGCGACCGAGUCUAUGAGAGGAAUAAGCAGCGUCUGCGGCUGAGGGACGCAGGUUACGCCGGCCUGUCGCUGCUCUUCUCCGAACUUCACAUCACUCCAAACCUGACCCGCUGUCUCCUCAACCAGGUCCUCCACACAGAUCCAGUGGUGAACUACAAGGACCUGAUGGCUCUGGUCCAGCUGACUCAUCGAGCCGGACCCAGCGUACGCCUCAUCGUCUGCAAGAGGGUGUACCAGCUGCUACAAUCCCAACAAGAUGCUGCCGUCCAGAUUUCGAAGCAGCAGUGUUGGCAGGACACGCUCAUGCGGCUGUACCUGCGGGGUGAAGGGUCCUUGCAACUGAGGAGCACUGACACCGUCAGCACCUGCAGUCUCGACUUGAGCCGGUCCGGUGGCAACAACCGCCUAGAGCUGCCGCUGGAGAGGAGGGCGCGGACAGGAAGUGCUGGCCGCCUGGACCGGCUGGAGGAUGACCGGCUCAGCAUAGGUGACGCUCGCUCUGUGGACAGCCUGGAGAAUGGUGACGUGAUCUCGCUGCUGGACACGCCAUCUUCCUCUGCCUCCACCGAGCCGCAACUACACGUCAAGCCCUGGGUGGUGGGGAAGUCCGGGGGCCUGAUGCUGGAUCUGUCCCACCUGCAGGCUUACGAGGGUGGGGAGAGCGGCAGCCAAACGCCUGGUAGCAUGCCAAGCACGCCGUCACCACUGGAGAACUCCAAGCCUUUCCCAGGGAGCUCCGGGGAUCGAGAUGCAACUUCUUCCCUGACUGAAGACAGCUUUCUCUUCAGUGACAACAUCUCACUUGGGGAGUCUUUCAACAAUGCUGAGCGGGCAGAGGAGGAGCUAAGCAGCAUGCUGCUGGAGAUUGUGCUGUGUGUGAUGUGGCGUGGCGUAGAAGGUUCAGAUGAUUCGGCGUGGCUGGAGCGCGGCCAGGUCUUCUCAGCUCUCACCAAACUGGGAACCGCCAACGAGCUGCUGCUUCCUGUCGACCAAAUCAAACUCAGUCUUAUGGAACGUAUGUUGGAGUGGGCUGUGAGUGAUAACCGCGAGGCAUCGGCCGCCACGUUGCCACAGCACACUGAGAACGCUGUGCGUUUGCUUCACAUGGUGCAAGACUUCCUGCAGGCGGAGGGCCUGGUCAAUCCAGCGCUGUGGACGGAGAAGGUGCUGGACGAGACUGUCACGCUGAUGGACAGCCUCAUGGUGUGGUACUCGUCCGGCACGCAGUGGUUCCAGCUCUCACAAGUUGGACUGAGAUUGCUGCUGGGCUUCAUGGCUCAGGAGGACCCUGAUGUGUGCGCCAUGGCCACUGCUAAGCUCAAUGGUAUCCUUCAAACCAAGGAGGUGUCCAGCCAGGACGAGGCCUGCUACCUGCUAGGUAAGGUGGAGUGUAUCCUGAGGCGCUCUGUCCAGGAGCAAACCGAGGAGACCUACUCCUUCCUGGUUCCUCUUGUGCGAACGCUGCUCUCCAAAGUCCACCGCCUCCUCUACAUGGAGCUGCACCUCCCCCAGCUCCCUGACACCAACGGCAGCCCGUCCUUCUUUGAGGACUUCCAGCUGUACUGCAAGUCACCUGAGUGGCGCGUCUACCUCGACAAAUACAUUAUCCCCUACAUGAAGCAGUAUGAAAUCGAAACAUUCAGCCAGGGCCACGAGACCAUGGCUCUCUACUGGAAGGAGUGCUACGAGGCCUUCAUGGUCAGCCUGCAUAAGAGAGAGAGGGAGAGGGGUGAGAGCAAGAUCCGCUUCCAGGAGCAAUUUGUGGAGCCUUUCUCACGCCGAGGCCGCCAGGAGAACCUUCGCUACAACAGCAUGUUGAAGCAGCAGCACAGCCAAAACAGCGCCACCCUCAGGCAGUGGAAGGCAGCACGGCGAGGUCUGGUGUGUGAGAGAGGGCCCUGGGCUGACAGGCAGCAGGAUGAGAUGCACUGGAGGGUUUCCAGCGCUGAGAACUUCUCCCGCAUGAGGCUGAAGCUGGUCCGUAAUUACAACUUUGACCCACAUCGAGAGGCCAGCGCUCUGAGAGACAACCUGGGUGUCCAUCAGCAGCGUAUAAACCCAGAGUCUCUGCUGCUGGAGGCUGUGAAGCAGGUCAAAGUGAGCGACCUGGAAGACGACAUCCUAGAGCUGCCGGAGGACGACCCCGCUGCUGCCAACAACCAAGUUGAAGCGGAGGAGGCAGGCCAGAAGGAGAAGCUGGUGCUGUGGGAGGACUGCGAGCUGGUGACGGUGGUGGACGUGGUGCCCGGCCGCCUGGAACUCACCACACAACACAUCUACUUCUACGAUAGCAGCCAGGAGAAGGAGGAAGGAGUGGGCCAUGACUUCAAAUGGCCCCUGUCUCAGAUCCGAGAGGUCCACCUGCGGCGUUAUAACCUACGUCGAUCAGCUUUGGAGAUCUUCCUCAUCGACCAGACCAAUUACUUCCUCAACUUUAAGAAAGAGGCGAGGAACAAGGUCUACAGUCGCAUGUUGCUUCUACGAUCCCUCAGCCUUUAUGGAGGCCGCUCACCGCAAGAACUCCUCAAAGCCUCGGGGCUUACACAGAAAUGGGUGAACCGGGAGAUUUCCAACUUUGACUACUUGAUGCAACUCAACACGAUUGCAGGCAGAACGUACAACAACCUGGCUCAGUAUCCAGUGUUUCCCUGGAUUCUAGCCGACUACACUUCAGAGGAGCUGGACCUGUCUGAUCCGCGGGUAUUCAGGGAUCUAUCAAAACCAGUCGCAGUACUAAACGAACGCAACGCUAAAGCUGUUAGAGAGAAGUAUGAAAGUUUUGAGGACCCAACAGGCACCAUUGAUAGGUUCCAUUAUGGCACCCACUACUCAAACGCCGCUGGAGUGAUGCACUACCUUAUCAGAGUGGAGCCCUUCACCUCCCUGCACAUCCAACUCCAGAGUGGACGGUUUGACUGUGCAGACCGCCAGUUCCACUCCAUCCCUGCGACAUGGCAAACUCUCAUGGACAACCCCAAUGACGUCAAGGAGCUCAUCCCUGAGUUCUUCUAUUUCCCAGAAUUCCUUGAGAACCAAAAUGGCUUUGAUCUGGGUCGCCUGCAGAUCUCCAAGGAAAGAGUAAAUGACGUUGUUCUGCCCAAAUGGGCCAAGUCCCCUGAGGACUUCAUCUACAAGCACCGCAAAGCCCUGGAGUCGGAGUACGUAUCAGCCCACCUUCACGAGUGGAUCGAUCUGAUCUUCGGUUACAAGCAGAGGGGCCCUGCAGCGGUGGAGGCCCUCAACGUCUUCUACUACUGCACAUAUGAGGGGGCGGUGGACCUGGAUGCCAUCACUGAUGAAAAGGAGCGUAAGGCCGUGGAAGGCAUGAUCAGCAACUUCGGACAGACACCCUGCCAGUUACUCAAGGAGCCCCAUCCGGUGCGUCUGUCUCAGGAGGAGGUGGAAAAGAGGAAGGCUCAGCUAGACUCGUGUCCCCUCAGCAUGUUCGAACACCUCAGCGACCUCAAAUCCUUCUUUGUUGAGGGCAUCAGUGACAGUGUGCCACUGGUGAAGGCCGUGGUGCCAAAGAACCAGUCCCAUUCUUUCAUCACCCAGGGCAGCCCCGACACCAUGGUGACAGUUAGUCAGAACUGCCUGGUUGGGACUCAUGGAUGGCUGCCUUACAACAAGAACAUCUCCAACUACUUCACCUUCAUUAAGGACCCCACUGUCUCCAACACCAAGACCCAGCGUUUGCUGUCCGGUCCCUUCGCCCCUGGCGUGGAGGUUACAGCGGGACUGUUUGUGGUCUCCCACGAUGGCAAGUUGCUCUUCAGCGGUGGUCACUGGGACAACAGCCUCCGGGUCACCUCCCUGGUUAAGGGCAAGACUGUGGGACACCACAUCCGACACAUGGACAUUGUGACCUGCUUGUCAACAGACCACUGCGGCAUCCACCUGAUCUCCGGCUCCAGGGACACAACCUGCAUGGUGUGGCAGGUUCUGCAGCAGGGUGGAGCUCCUGUGGGUCUCUAUCACAAACCGGUGCAGGUGUUGUACGGACACACGGAUGAGGUGGUCAGUGUCAGCAUAAGCACAGAGCUGGACAUGGCUGUGUCUGGAUCACGGGAUGGGACAGUGAUCAUCCACACGGUGCGUCGGGGUCAGUACAUGCGCUGCUUGCGGCCGCCGUGCGACAGCUCCCUGCCGCUCUCCAUCCUCCACCUGGCCGUGUCCUGGGAGGGUCACCUGCUGGUCCACACCUGCCUUGAAGGCAAAGCAACGCUCAAGGAUAAAAACGCUCUACAUCUUUACUCUGUAAAUGGGAAGCACCUCUGCAGCGAGCCUCUGAAGGAGCAGGUGACUGACAUGUGUGUUUCAGGGGAGCAUGUAGUCAUUGGCAGCGAGCAGGGAUACCUGUCCAUCCGUGACCUGUACAGUCUGUCUCUGUGUACGGAGCCCAUGGCCAUGCGGGUGCCGGUGCGGAGCGUCUCGGUCACCAAGGAGCAGAGCCACGUCCUGGUGGGCCUGGAGGACGGCAAGCUGAUCAUCGUGGGCGUGGGCAAGCCGGCGGAGGUAAAGAACUCGCUGAGGAACUACAUCGCUCAGAGCCUGGAGGGAUCGCCGCUCAUGGCCUCCCCCCUGCUGGCCCCACUCCGAGCUCGCUCUCCAACCCACCUGCUGCACCAGUGCGACCAGCUGGUGUUCAGCCCCAGUUCCAGCUCCCAGAAACCCAAGCACCCCUAGUCCCUUCCUCCACUUCCAUUGCUGUAGAUCUGACAUACACCCAUUCAAACACACAAAUGAACCUGCUGCACACCGUGUUGCAAUGCUCAGUGUCCUCAAAGACCUUUUAACCCACAGUCACCUCUCUUUCUCAGGGAUGAUUGUCGCCCACAUUCAGUCAUUUGGCUUCAUUCCUCCCUAACCAAACACACUCUGACAUCUGAGCCCCACAGAAUGACAAUAACACAUUCCUUCAGCACACAGCCGAGCAGACUCAGCGGCCACCAGAAUUGCGACUGUGAUAUGAUAACAACGUGUAGUGCUUACCUCAGUCUGUUUUUUUUUUUAUUUUCAAAAUAUUUGGCAUCUGUGCAAUAUUUGACUUGAUUUGGCCGUUGACCUGGGAUAAACUCCAUCCCCCUGCUGUUUACCUGAAGUGUCAUUAUGUCACGUGUUUGAGUGUACUCUACAACUAUAACAAAUAUGCUGUGAAACAAACUCAAUACUAAGUAACGCUUCUGCAAACUCAAGCCAUAUUAACAGUGUAGCUACAAUCAAAUAAUGCAAACUAAGAAUCUUGCGCCAAGAUAGACUUUAAUGUUUUGAUAACGUAGAUAGUGUGGUGUUGUAGAUGUCGGAGGAUGUCCCCCCUCUGAAUAGUUUGAUGUGAAUCAUCGCAUCUUUCUGCUUUUCAUUUUUUCUGUUCAAAUUGACCAAAGUGAAUCAAGCUUUGAUUUUUUUCUUUAAUGCCUCACAAGAUUCACAAGUCAAUCAAGCUCCAAUGAAUUAAUCAAUCACUCAUGAAUCAUAUCCCCCCCCCCCCUGUUUCCUUUGACUUCACGCUUUUCUUCCCCCCUCCUCUUCCUCCUCCUCCUCGUACUCUUCCUCCACUCUUCUCAGAUGCGUUCGGGCCAGAUUACGCGGAAGCUGUGGGGCUCCAGCAAGAGACUGACGCAGAUCUCCUCGGGGGAGACGGUGUACAACGCCUAGCACGAUCACAGCUGACCCGUCCUGGUCCCCAAGCCCUGAACCCUUCCCGCCAUGCACAUCCCACAUUCCUGUCACCCAGCUCGCCUCCAUACCGGUCUGAGGGACUCAUUUCACUUCCUCCAGCACCUUUCCACAGUUUAAUGGGUGGUGGGCAGAUGUCUUGGGGUGCUAAAAGCAUUGAGCAUCACAGCGUCUGCAUGUCCGUGUGUCUGUUAAGGUUUUUUAUGUGUGUGUAUUCCUGCUUUGGAUUGACCGUAUGGCGCUGGCGCUGUGGUUCAAAUCCAGAAGUAGCGCCACCACCCACUACUCCCUAACACCAUGUCUUCUCUCUUAAUUCCUCACCUAGUCAUAAUUUUUUUUACAUGAUACUACCAUCAGCCAUGUUUCCCCGGCAGGUGCCUUUUCACAGAGGCCCCUGUGUAUUCUCUGACCUGCACAGCUUAAAUCUGACAGGAUCGGUCAGCUAACUGCUCUCCUGUGUGUGUGUGUGUGUGUGUGUGUGUAUGUGUAUGAAUGUCUAAGUGUGUGCAUGUGCAUUGUAUUGCCAUGCUCUCUAUCCUCUCUCUAU